UUUGCGUUGUUGCCCUAGUUUCACGUCAUCUGUCUGCGAAUCGCUGCUGUCGGCAAUAAUUGAAUGCUCUGUAGGGUCUGAGGGUGCCUUUGUGAGAUGGAUAUGGGUAAUACAUCAGUUUGGAUUUUAACUUCUGUGCUAACUUUAUAUGUAGGCGUUACUUGUGGAUCCCUUCAGUUUAAGGUUGAAGUAUUACAAAAGCCGGAUCAAUGCGAAAGGCUUAGCAAAUAUGGCGACCAAGUUUUCGUUCACUUCAAUGGAACAAAGUUUGACACUGGUGAACUUUUCGACAAAAGCCACCCCGAUAAGCCGUUCAGAUUUCAGUUAGGAAUUGGCGAAGUUAUUGAAGGCUUCGAAGAAGGUCUUAUUGACAUGUGUCCCGGAGAGAAACGAAGGCUAACAGUGCCUCCUAAUAUGGCAUAUGGCGUGGAUGGAGGCAGCGUGCCACAAAUGCCUGGUGGCACAAUAAUUUUCGAAGUUGAAUUAGUCCACGCAGAGCAGGGACCUCGUCAUCCCGAUGUAUUUAAAGAAAUGGAUUUGGAUGCCGACAAACAUCUUUCAAAGUUUGAAUUUGUUCACUACUUACGCAUGGAGGUAGAGAAGGCUAAAGGCCACACAAUGUCGUCAGCGGAAGAGAUGAAACUUACGAACGAUAUUUUCGAACUGGAAGAUUUCAACAAAGAUGGAUUUAUCUCAAUAUGGGAAUUUAGCGGCAACAAGCACGACGAGUUUUAAUACCAGUAUCUGACGUGAACGGAUUUAUGUUAUAGUCACUUGUUAACGUGAUUUCAUAUAUUAUUAUAGAAAUUUUGCUAUGUGGAAUUGACAAAAGGCUGGCUACGAUUUGACUAAAUAAAAUCCUGGAUUUAAACUCUCAGUGAAAAACACGUCUUCAAUUUUUCAUUUCUUUUUAUUGUUAUAAUAGCUUAAUACAUUUAUAUUUGCUGUUUCAACUUAUAUGUUAAGAAAAAGUAAAAAAUUAAUCACAUUGUAUCUGAUUCGAAAUAAAUUUUGAUAAUAUACUGA
Messenger RNA from Styela clava, 1026 nucleotides. Its product is annotated as peptidyl-prolyl cis-trans isomerase FKBP14-like. NCBI's taxonomy places the organism in Eukaryota, Metazoa, Chordata, Ascidiacea, Stolidobranchia, Styelidae. Gene Ontology annotation, molecular function: peptidyl-prolyl cis-trans isomerase activity. The record is from RefSeq and is a predicted model, not a curated record.